Mucor mucedo is the source of this 2281-nucleotide messenger RNA. Its product is annotated as acyl transferase/acyl hydrolase/lysophospholipase. The transcript has 13 exons. Gene Ontology annotation, molecular function: triacylglycerol lipase activity. Gene Ontology annotation, biological process: lipid metabolic process. The record is from RefSeq and is a predicted model, not a curated record. NCBI's taxonomy places the organism in Eukaryota, Fungi, Mucoromycota, Mucoromycetes, Mucorales, Mucoraceae. Bases 89 to 2131 code for a protein of 680 amino acids.
AUAAAAACUCGUCUCCCCACCUCCCCCUUUUCUUCUUCUCACUCGCUUUCUCUCCAACUUUUUCUUUUUUUUUUUUUUAAAAAAAAAAAUGUCGACGUUUUUUAAAAUGAUCAAUUUUGGCAUGUCGAAAAGAUCACUCUCCAGUUACAUCAUGUUAUACCAACAUGAUACGGUAUUCGAAGUCUAUUCAAGUCUUUUUAUCCAAAUCUGGGAUUUCUUGUGGCACCUGGCAAAAUAUAGCUUUCAAGCUACAGACAUGUAUGCCAAUCAUAAGGGACACAUUUACCAUCUCUCCAAAAUGAACAAUGCAAAGUCAUUUGAAGAAUGGGAUCAUGCUGCUACGGAACUUGAUAGAAUCGAGGGUAGUACGGCUUGGAUACAAGACCCCGAUUCAAAUGAUUAUGAUUGGAAAUUACUACAGAAACGAAUCGAUGAAAUAAAUCAUGUUCGAGCCUUUGAUAGGGAUCGCAAGUCCAUGAUUUUUACCUUGAAAUUAAGUCUAUCGCGCAAUCUAGGGGAUAUGGGCAACGCUACGUUGUAUCGAAAAACAAGAGUCGGCACAAAACAAUUGAUUUCUGAUUACACAGAUACGGUGAUUGAACAAUUGAAUUGGAUAGGCGGCGACAUGGAUCCUAAUGAACACUUUGGAGAAGACCUCACAUUAAAAGAAAAGCAUGAUUACUUUAUGACACUUCGUCAGGGUUAUGGUCGUACUGCUUUAUUGUUAAGUGGAGGAGGAACCUUGGGUUUCUUUCAUAUUGGCGUGCUAAAGGCCAUGAUCAAUGCUCGGCUUUUACCUCGGAUUAUUUCAGGUGCAUCCACAGGAAGUAUCAUGGCUUCAUUGAUCUGCACUUUGAACGAACAAGAUCGAAUCAAAAUGUUGAACUCGCCUUGGUCCAUUGCUCUAAAAGUGUUUGAACACCCAGAGUUCCCCGAAUCUCCUUUGUUACGUCUCAAUCGCUAUUUAUUGGAGGGCAACUUGUACGAUCCCAAUAUCUUGAAAUCCGUCUUGGCUGAUCAUCUUGGCGAUAUCACUUUCCAAGAGGCCUACAAUAAAUCUCGUCUCAUUUUAAACAUCACCGUUAGUUCUUCCAGUCUCUUUGAAAUGCCUAGAUUAUUCAAUUAUAUUACUUCUCCCGAUGUUGUUGUUUGGUCGGCUGCCUUGGCAUCAUGUUCUGUGCCCUUGUUUUAUCCUUCGCAAGAAAUAUACAUGAAGAAUAAAACAGGCCAACUCGUACCAUGGACCUCUACCGUUGACAAAUACCGUGAUGGAUCCAUUGACAAUGAUUUACCAUUGAAACGAAUAUCUGAACUAUUCAGUGUCAACCACUUUGUCGUUGUCCAAUGCAAGUUGAAUCCACAUGUGGCUCCAUUUAUACACAAGGAUCAUAGUGAGCCUUCUUUAUUACGCACCGGUAUUAAUUUCUUUUUACGAUUUAUCAAGGAAGAAAUUCAGCAUCGAUGUUCUCAGUUAAAAGAAUUAGGUAUAUCUCCCAACGGUAUUAUGCGACUUCAAAAUGUGCUCUCCCAAAUUUACAUUGGUGAUAUCACCAUUGCUCCUCAACUCUCUUUCAAAGACGUGGUGAAUAUUUUAUCUAACCCUGAUUUUGAAUCGGCCACUGGAUUUAUUGAACGAGGCGAACGAGCCACCUGGCAAAAAAUGUCUAAAAUCAAACAUAGUUUAAAAAUAGAAUUAGCGAUUGACGCAGCUAUUUAUAAAUUACGAUCCAAACUACUGGGUGAAUCCCCUCAAUGGCCUAACACGAGUCAAAUAGAAGAGGUCCCUGUCACCACCACCACCACCACCGAGGACAUGCCUUGUACUCCCUUGUGGCAAAUGGAUAGUUACGAAAGUCUAUGCAUGUACAAGAACAACGGAGAAAAACCACGUCGACCUAGUUUAUUACCUCACACAUUCUCUCGCUCUGGUCCUGGUAGUAGCCAUAGUAGCAGCCAUAACAACAGCCAACAGACAAGUUUAAAAAGAAGAAGGAAACAAGUCACAAGCACCCAAUUCUUUAUCUCUCCCGAUUUCGAGUGGCAUCCCAAUACCACGUUUGGAGAAUUUGGAAAAUCUGUCAGAUCCUCUUCUAAUAAUAAGAAGCGACUUUCAAUUGUUAUACCCAAAUAAAUAUAAAAAAAGGGGGGGGGGGGGCGGAACUCCUAUAUUUUAUUACAUGUUUUUUUUUUGAAAAAAAAAGUAAGGGUUUUAAGAGAGAAAAAAAAAGGAGGUGUGUGUGUGUGUGUAUGGGGACGGAUUAGUAUACAAAAAAAACAGAAG